Molecule: messenger RNA, 1575 nt
Organism: Phycomyces blakesleeanus NRRL 1555(-)
Lineage: Eukaryota; Fungi; Mucoromycota; Mucoromycetes; Mucorales; Phycomycetaceae
Product: CYP5206 protein
Exons: 10
Coding region: 4-1575 (523 amino acids)
Molecular function (GO): monooxygenase activity; oxidoreductase activity, acting on paired donors, with incorporation or reduction of molecular oxygen; heme binding
Source: RefSeq, a predicted model, not a curated record
CUUAUGUCUAUCCAGCAAAACUUUCCUACAAUUAAUUACCGGCACAUUAGUCCCAUUGUGGCUGCUUCUGCAGUGGCUGCUUCUGUGUGUUAUUUCUUAUUUUCAAAGAAUACUAGCCAUAAAGGCUUGAAUAAUAUCCCAUCACCAAAAAGAAACUAUCCAAUAUUUGGCCAUAUGUUUUCACUUGGUAAAGUACCUGCUGAACAAAUAGAUGAAUGGCAUAAGGAGCUAGGCCCAAUAAUCCAACUUCAAGUUGGAUCUCAAGUAUGGGUAGUCGUUAGCAACCCCCAUCUGGCUCAUGAAUUAUUUACCCUUCGCGGGAGUGUCACAUCUGCACGCCCUUCUCAUUUUUAUUUUAUGGAUAUUUACAGCCGAGGUGGAAAGGGCGUUGUUUUUGUAUCAGCUACAAAGAGCUGGAAAAUGGCGCGAGCUACAGCUAUGGGGCUUUUAAGUUUUGCGUCUGUGAAACGACUUUCUGGUGUAUUUCAGAAAGAGGCAGAUAUAAUGGUGGAUUAUAUGCUUAAAAGCACGAAGAAAGAUGGAAGUGUCGACUCGCUCAAGAACCUUCAGCUUGUCGCCUUUAAUGUAAUAAUGAGCACAUGCUUUGGCAAGAGGUACAAUUCGAUCGAAGAUCCCGAAGUGGUGUCCAUGUUUGCUUUCAUCAACCAGCACAAUAUCUAUGCGAGAAUAGAGGAUGAUCCCGGAUCAUUCUUUCCUUAUCUUUCUUGGAUAUUGAAUCUAUCAAACAAAAAGAGAAAGAUGGAUCAGUUUGUGCGAGCGAAUAGAGAUAAACUCUUUUACGAACUAAUCAAAGAAGCGCGCAAUGGAACCUCUGACUGCUUUGUAAAAAGCUUGUAUGAAACUGACGCAAAGCACAGUUUGAAUGAUCUUGAUAUCAUGAUAAUGAUGAGUGAUAUUGUUAUUGCCGGCUCAGAAACUACUGCAGUAGCUAUGUCAUGGUUGAUUGCAGUCACAUUAAACUAUCCAGAAAUACAAACCAAGAUUCAGGCUGAGAUAGAUGCAUUUACUUCAGAAUAUGGAAGACUUCCAGAGUUUUCAGAAGCUCAUAAGCUACCAUAUUUGUGUUCAACCCAAAAAGAAAGUUUGCGAUACCGCAGCAUAACUACAUUUGGUCUCCCUCAUGAAGCAAGUGAAGACAUUGACUUUAAGGGAUAUCAUAUACCUAAGGGUGCAAUGCUUAUCGUUAGUAUGAAGACUUUGCACAUGAAUUCCGACAAAUACAAGGAUCCCGAAAAGUUCAUUCCAGAGAGAUUUAUGGAUAAAUACACCACAAUAUCAUCUGCUGCUAAUGGUCCUAUAUUAGAACGAGAUCAAUACAACUUUGGAUGGGGAAGACGAAUCUGUCCAGGAAUUCAUCUGGCUGAAAUGGAAAUGUUUGAAGUAUUCAUACGUUUAUUUUCGAGCUGUGAUAUUUCCCCAGCUUUGGAUACCAAUGGUAAUCCAAUAAAGGUCGAUCUUGAAGGGUUUAGAGACUAUGGGCUUGUGGAUGCGCCUUUGCCAUACGGAUUCCGCAUCACUGAGCGAGCUGCUGAUUUGCUUUUCCAAGUUACUUGA